This is a messenger RNA of Cicer arietinum (chickpea), 387 nucleotides long. RefSeq lists its product as uncharacterized. The record is from RefSeq and is a predicted model, not a curated record. NCBI's taxonomy places the organism in Eukaryota, Viridiplantae, Streptophyta, Magnoliopsida, Fabales, Fabaceae.
AUGGGUCUGCUGAACUGCAAACCAGCCUCUAGUCCUAUGCUUUCCAAUCUCAAGCUUCAAAAGGACGAUGAAAAUCCAUAUCCGAAUCCAAAGCUCUAUAGACGUAUUAUUGGUCGCCUUCUCUACCUCACCAAUACACGACCAGAUCUUUCUUUUUAUGUCAAUAAACUCAGUCAAUUUGUUUCAAAUCCCAUGCAUUCUCACUCCAUUGCUGCUACUCGUGUCUUGCACUACAUCAAAAGUUGUCCUGGUAAAUGGCUUUCCUUUUCCUCCUCUUCCAGUUUGCAACUUUCUGCUUUCUCAAACAGCGACUGGGCAGCAUGCCCUGACUCAAGAAACUCCAUCACUGGUUAUAACGUUUUUCUUGGCUCCUCCCUCGUUUCUUAG